This is a messenger RNA of Tarenaya hassleriana, 2133 nucleotides long. RefSeq names its product probable arabinosyltransferase ARAD1. The transcript is spliced from 3 exons. The record is from RefSeq and is a predicted model, not a curated record. Lineage: Eukaryota; Viridiplantae; Streptophyta; Magnoliopsida; Brassicales; Cleomaceae. Gene Ontology annotation, molecular function: glycosyltransferase activity. Bases 424 to 1920 code for a protein of 498 amino acids.
UGGUUGUUCCGCAGGAACCCUGGGAAGCCCGGUUCAAAGGCACGACUUCCUAUUCCCACGCGACACUUUCGUACACCCGAAGAGAAGACGACCGGAAAAAAAAAAUAAUCUUGGAAUGAAAAAAUCCUGCAAAAAUUUACACGAAAAUGCCCGUUGACCCGAUCGAAUUCGCUACUUUUCUCGCCUGGGUUAUUCACGGUGCUGAAAAUGCGGGUUGACCGAUGACUGUUCCUAGAUCGAUACGUACGAUUUCAGAGUUCAUCGCAUUUGGCGUUGAGAUUGUUCCCGUGGACUCUGUACUGUGUAGUUUCCGGUCAUUUUGAGGGCAUUGCUGCCUUUUCUUCCUCAGAUUCAGCCAUUUGUGUUAGGAAUGAUCUUCCUGGGUAGCUGCUGGUGUUGAUUCUCUUUGAGAUUGAUGCUGCAAUGGUUGAGAAGAAUGCUUCUAAUGUUGGGUAUGUAGCCCGGAAUUUGUUGCUCUGCCUGUUUCUGGUCACAUCCAUCCUCUUCGUGCUUUCUUGGUUCUUUGUCUUGCAUUCCACCGGCCACAACCGCUUCCUCGACUACGCUUUGCUUCACAAGUCGAUUCUUUCCACCGCGGAUGAUGUAAAUUCCGGAGUUUCAACCCGAGAUAACGUGGAGCAUUACAACGGUGAUCGGCCCGACAAUGUGGACGGUGAGAUGGAUGGGCGAGAGAGAGGUGAUUGUAGGUGCGAGAAGAAGGAAAAGGCACCGGCUUCUCUUAAGGUUUACAUGUACGACAUGGACCCGGAGUUUCAUUUUGGACUGCUAGACUGGAAACCCGAAGGGAAUAGCAAGAGGGUAUGGCCUGAUAUCCAAAAGUAUAUACCGCCUUAUCCCGGGGGAUUGAACUUGCAACACAGCAUUGAGUAUUGGCUAACGUUAGAUCUCCUCGCAUCAGAAUAUCCGGACGCUCCAAAGGCUAAGGCUGCAGUACGGGUUCAUAACUCUAGCGAAGCAGAUGUCGUCUUUGUGCCGUUCUUUUCCUCUUUGAGCUAUAACCGAUUCUCAAAGGUGAAUCCUCACCAAAAAACCAGCCGAAACAAAGAGUUACAGGAAAAGCUGGUUAAGCUUCUGACCGGCCGAGAAGAGUGGAAGAGAUCAGGUGGUAGAGACCAUGUUGUUCUUGCUCAUCAUCCAAACAGCAUGCUUGAUGCCAGAAACAAGCUGUUUCCGGCAAUGUUUAUACUCUCGGACUUCGGGAGGUACCCUCCUACUGUGGCAAACCUUGAGAAAGAUGUUAUCGCCCCUUAUAAGCAUGUCAUCAAAUCAUAUGAAAACGAUAUGUCUGAUUUCGAUAGCCGGCUGAUUUUGCUCUACUUUCAAGGUGCCAUCUACCGAAAAGAUGGCGGGUUUGUCCGUCAGGAACUGUUCUACCUUCUACGAGACGAAAAGGACGUUCAUUUCUCGUUCGGGAGCGUGAAAAACGACGGCGUAAACAAAGCCACUCAGGGAAUGCACAAUUCCAAGUUCUGCCUCAACAUUGCCGGAGACACACCUUCCUCAAACCGCCUAUUCGAUGCAAUCGCUAGCCACUGUGUCCCCGUCAUCAUCAGCGACGACAUCGAGCUUCCCUUCGAAGACGUCAUCGACUACUCCGAAUUCUCGGUUUUCGUCCGUGCCUCGGAUGCACUGAAAGAGAAUUUCCUCAUUAACUUGAUAAGGGGAAUAAGCAAGGACGAGUGGACACGGAUGUGGAAGAGACUAAAGGAAGUCGAGAAGUUCUACGAGUUCAAUUUCCCGUCAAAGGAAGGCGACGCCGUUCAAAUGAUAUGGCAAGCCGUUGCACGCAAAGUUCCGACCGUCAAAACGAGGGUUCACAAAUCUCGGAGGUAUUCUCGGACUGUUACCGGGCCGGAGAAAGAGUUGAGUUCUUUACCGAUACCCAGAAAUUUCUGGUGAACAGAAAACCGGGUUUUCUUCAUAGUUCUGGUCACGAAAGCGAUGAAGAUUUUCGCGUAAAGAAGCCUUAUUUUUCGAUUUCGAAAGCAUUGUCGGUAGAUUUUUCUGAUUCACGAUAGGCAGCAGUCACUGAUCAGGCUCCAGUUCGAGCCCUGCUUUUUGAUCGUUUAUAACCAGAAACGGAAUAUACCAAUGCGUAUCAUUUUUUGGUUC